AGGAAUUCUGCUCUUUCUCCACUUUGGCUGAUUUUUAUUCUUACUUUCUUUCACAUUAGAUGGACACACUGGUUUUCAUUGAACGAAUACUGCCGUUUACAAUUUUUGAAUACUUUUUUAAAGCACAAGCCCAGAAAGCCGGGACCCGGAAGUUGUUUGUGGUCGCGCCACGUCAGAGUUGUGUUGUUUCCCUCUCCGUGUGCACGAGAGCAGAGUGUGAACCGGUCGGUGCUCACUCUCCACACCUUUCGGCUCCACCACCUCCACCAUGCUCCGCCUGGGACUGCUCUGCGUGCUGCUGACCCUCUCCGGGGUUUUGGGGACCGAGCUCACGUUUGAACUGCCGAGCAGCAGGAAGCAGUGUUACUACGAGGAGCUGGAGAAGGGCGUGAAGUUUGACAUAGACUUCCAGGUAAUUGCAGGAGGCAACUACGACGUGGACUGCUUUGUCACAGAUCCCCAGGGCAAUGUGUUGUACAACGAAAACAAAAGGCAGUAUGACAGCUUUUCUCAUACCACUGCUAUGGAAGGAGUCUACAAGGUCUGCUUCAGCAACGACUUCUCCACUUUUACCAACAAAGUAGUGUACCUGGACUUCCGCUUUGGAGAAGAGAAGCCUCUCCUGGGUGUAAUCGAUAAAAAUACAGCACUGACACAGCUGGAGUCUUCUUGUGUCGCCAUUCAUGAGGUCUUGAAGGUGGUGGCAGACUCACAGACGUGGUACAGACUGAGGGAGGCGCAGGAUCGCACAAAAGCAGAGUAUCUUCUGGAGCGGGUGACCUUCUGGUCCAUAGGAGAAACCGUCCUACUGUUUGUCAUCGGAAUUGGCCAAGUCAUGCUGCUCAAGAGCUUUUUUGGUGAGAAGAAAAGCUCCUUGAUGGCCUCCACUUAAACUGCACUCUUUUCUGGAAUCUUGGAACCAUGUGUGAAAGCAGAACUGACUCUAGAUCAGCACUGUAGUUUUCUUUUAAGAUUUACUUAAAUCCACAGCUUAAAGGGAUUUUCCUUUUUUAUAUUCAUGUUUGGUUUUUUGGAAGCUUUACUGAAAUGGAACACUUUUUUUUUUAAGAUUACAUUUACAUGUAUCUCCCUGUCACAAGAUUAAAAUCUUUAUAUAGUUCAACUUAAGCCAGAUAAUUGCAGUGGAGACUGUUUAAAGACCAAAAAAGUUUUGGAGUGUUUUUGUUUCUUUUGUACGAUUUCUUUUGUUUAACUUUAAUUUAUGUCAUAUGUUAAAAGCUUGACCUCUGUCUCCAUCAUAAGCUUGUGAUCAAACACUUUGUGCCUUGAAGAAAGUAUUCCCUUUAGAUACAGAUACAUAGUUGAAAAUAGUUUGUUAAAAUGUGUACAAGUCAUGUUAUUGUCUGACUCAACUCUGCUUUAAUUCCUAUUUUUUUAAUUGUUUGUAUGUUGGGAUUUGAUUGUUAAAAAAAAAUUCACCAUGUCAUGUUCUUCUACUUUGAGUUACUGGCAAAAAUUCAAUAAAAAUAUUUUAUUUAG
This is a messenger RNA of Salarias fasciatus (jewelled blenny), 1500 nucleotides long. It is a transcript of the gene tmed3, whose product is annotated as transmembrane p24 trafficking protein 3. The transcript is spliced from 3 exons. The record is from RefSeq and is a predicted model, not a curated record. Lineage: Eukaryota; Metazoa; Chordata; Actinopteri; Blenniiformes; Blenniidae. The coding region runs from base 269 to 892 and encodes 207 amino acids.